CACCCCUCUAUUCCCAAAUCCCAAAUCCCCGGGCAGCGCCGCCCUCCCUCCUCCCGUCCCCGGGGUUUUUUUGGGAAUUCUCUCCCGAAAAUCCCAUUUGUCACAGAUUUAUUCGCGCCCUCUUUGCAUAUCCAGGGAAUCCCGAAGCCUUUCCCGGCGGAUCCCAAAUCCCGGGAUUCUCCCCGGGGGUUUUUAGGGUCGAUUUGAGCCUUUCCCGGGAAUUUUUUUUUUCCCGGGAAUUUUUUUUUUAUUUUUCCAGGAUUUUUCUGGGAUUUCCCUCCCGGGGGAGCUCUUGCAUAGCCAGGGGGAAGAAAAAAUGGGAAAAAAGAGCAGGAAAAUGGGGAUAAAAGCGGGAAAAUCGGGAUAAAAGCAGCAGGACCUCUGAGGAGUCGGAUCCUGGGGUUAAAAUUCCCUAAAAAUUCAGGAGAUUCCCUAAAAAAUCCCCUCCAAGCCCAAGCGUUCCAGGAAUUUUGUUGGGAAUUUCAAUCCUGACUGGAUUUUUUUUUCCUAUUUCUUUUUUUUUUUUUUUCCCAAAAAAAAAAUUCUGGGAAAAAUCAGAGCGGGGAAAAAAUUGGGAAUUUUGUGGGGAAAAAGUGGGAUGGGAGUGGAGGGAUUUGCAUAAAAGCUCCGGGAUUUUCCAGCAGGGCUCAUCCCGAGUUCCCGGGAGGCCAAAAUUCCCAAAUUUUGUGGGAUGAUCCCAAAAUAAAACCCCCGGAGGCGAUCCCGGAAUUCCCAGAGCCUGGAAUAAAGUGCAGAAUGUCCAUGGGGGGGAAGGGCAGCGGGGAUGGGAAUUCCCAAAUUUUAAAUAGGGGGAGAAAUAUUCCCGUGGGAAAAGGGGGGGCUGAGCUGGAGAGGGGCCGGGCUGGGGAUCCCAGAGUUUGGGGUCUGGUGGGAAUUGGGGAUCCCAAAGUUCUCAGUCCAGGGGAUCCCAAAGUUCUGGAUCCGUUGGGAAUUGGGGAUCCCAAAGUUCUGGAUCCGUUGGGAAUUGGGGAUCCCAAAGUUCUGGAUCCCUUGGGAAUUCCAGAUCCCAAAGUCCUCAGUCCAUGGAGAAUGGUGGAUCCCGAAGUUCUCGAUCCACAGGGAAUUGGGGAUCCCAAAGUUCUCAAUCCAUGGAGAUCCCAAAGUUCUGGAUCCAUAGGGAAUUGGGGAUCCCAAAGUUUUUGAUCUGUAGGGAUCCCAAAGUUCUGGAUCCAUUGGGAGUCGGGGAUCCCAAAGUUCUUAUUCCAGGGGGAUCCUGAAGUUCUCGGCCUGUUGGGAAUUGGGGAUCCCAAAGUUCUGGAUCCCUUGGGAAUUCCAGAUCCCAAAGUUCUCAUUUCACUGGGAAGUGAGGAUCCCAAAGUUCCUCGAUCCAUUGGGAGUUGGGGAUCCCAAAGUUCUCAGUCCAGGUGGAUCCCACUCCCCUCAUUCCAAGGAAAACCCACCUGGAGCAGGAGAUCCCAACCUUCUCCCCGGCGUCCCUCCGGAGCCACGGAACCAACUCCGGGAUCGAGGCCCCUGAGGAGCUCCCGGGAUCCACCGGGAGAAAUCCUCCCCUGGAAGAACUUCCAGGAUCUGUCCAAAGCUGAAAGAGUUCUUGGGAUCCACCUGGAGAAAUCCUCCCCUGCAACAGUUCCCGAGAUCCACCUGGACAAAUCCUGCGUUGGAAGAACUUUUGGGAUCCACCUGGACAAAUCCUCCCCUGGAAGAACUUCCCGUGUCCAUCCACACCAAUCCUUUGCUGGAAGAUCUCUUGGGAUCCACCUGGACAAUUCCUUCGUCGAAAGAGUUCCUGGGAUCCACCUGGACAAAUCUUCUCCUGGAAGAUCUCCGGACACCACCCCAACCAACCCUCCCACACCCCGCGACGAUCCGGCCUCUCCGUCCACUCGAUCCGCCGCGAUCGUGGUGGCCACCGUGACCGUGAUCAUGGAGACUGGCAUCAAGGUGACCACAACCAUGGUGACCACAGUCAUGGUGGCCACCACCACGCUGACCAUGACCACGGUGACCGGGAUCAAGGUGACCGCCAUCAUGACGACCAUGAUCAUGGUGGCCACCAUGACAAUGACCGGGAUCACAAUGACCGCAAUGAUGGUGGCCACCACCACGACAACUGGGAUCACGGUGACCAGGAUCAAGGUGAUCACAGUCAUGGUGGCCACCAUCAUGACGACCAUGAUCAUGGUGACUGGGAUCACGGUGACCACCAUCACGACAACCAUGAUCAUGGUGACCGGGAUCAAGGUGGCCGCCAUCAUGGUGGCCACCAUCAUGACAACCAUGAUCAUGGUGACCAGGAUCAAGGUGGCCACCAUCAUGACAACCAUGAUCAUGGUGACCAGGAUCAAGGUGGCCGCCAUCAUGACAACCAUGAUUAUGGUGACUGGGAUCACGGUGACCACCAUCACGACAACCAUGAUCAUGGUGACCGGGAUCAAGGUGGCCGCCAUCAUGGUGGCCACCAUCAUGACAACCAUGAUCAUGGUGACCAGGAUCAAGGUGGCCACCAUCAUGACAACCAUGAUUAUGGUGACUGGGAUCACGGUGACCACCAUCAUGACAACCAUGAUCAUGGUGACCGGGAUCAAGGUGGCCGCCAUCAUGGUGGCCACCAUCAUGACAACCAUGAUCAUGGUGACCAGGAUCAAGGUGACCACUGUCAUGGUGGCCACCAUCAUGACGACCAUGAUCAUGGUGACUGGGAUCACGGUGACCACCAUCAUGACAACCAUGAUCAUGGUGACCGGGAUCAAGGUGGCCGCCAUUAUGGUGCCCACCAUCAUGACAACCAUGAUCAUGGUGACCAGGAUCAAGGUGGCCACCAUCAUGACAACCACGAUCACGGCGACCGGGAUCAAGGCGACCGCCAUCACGGCGGCCACCACCCUGCCGACCGCCAUCACGGCGUGUAGGCGGGCGGCGGCUGGAACUGGUUGACCACCUCGUAGUCGGGGCCGUAGGGCUCGGCCUCCUCCAUCUCGGAGAGCAGCUCCAGGGCCUGCUCCUCCUCCUCGCUGGGGUAGUGCCGCAGCAGGUUGGCGGCCGUGGCCAAGAUGGAGGCGCCGCCGGCGCCGGCCAC
Molecule: messenger RNA, 3058 nt
Organism: Onychostruthus taczanowskii (white-rumped snowfinch)
Lineage: Eukaryota; Metazoa; Chordata; Aves; Passeriformes; Passeridae
Exons: 2
Coding region: 1906-2916 (336 amino acids)
Source: RefSeq, a predicted model, not a curated record